Entrophospora sp. SA101 is the source of this 1029-nucleotide messenger RNA. The record is from the annotation of a GenBank genome assembly. NCBI's taxonomy places the organism in Eukaryota, Fungi, Glomeromycota, Glomeromycetes, Entrophosporales, Entrophosporaceae.
AUGACAAAAAUAAGUUUAAAAGCAACAACUUUGGAUGCUCUUCGAAAUUCUAAAAAUACUGUGUUUAGUAUGUUUUUGGAACCAAUUUAUAAAGCGCUUCACACACUACAAGACUUGACUUAUGAGAGAUCUGCAUUACCAUAUUCUCCUCACGAGCAAAUGCUUCAUUUACCACCAUACAUCCAUACCCAUCACGAAAUCCCAUUUUCUUUCUCCACUUCACCAAUAUUAAGCAGCCUAAAAGAGCAUUUCAUAUAUUACCAAACAUGGCAACUACCAAUCACCAUUACAAAAAAAAAACGAAAUGUUGACAUAUUCUUUAUCCAUGGUCUGAAUGAUUAUGGAGGUAGAUUUUCUGAAUUUAGUAAACAAAUCUUGGAAAAAGGAUUUCGAGUGAUAUCAAUUGAUUUGCCGAAUUUUGGAAGAUCAAGUGGACUACAUUCGUAUAUAGAAGGUUGGCAAUCAUUGGUUGAGGCAAUUUAUUUGGUUAUUAAUCAUGUUCAAGGACAAAACUUGACAGAGAAUGUUGAUGAGGAGGAAGAAGUAGUAAAAUUGAGAAGAAAUCGUAAAAUUAUUUUGGUAGGUGGGUCACUUGGUGGAAUGAUUAUUUUUUGUUAUGCUAUAAGAUAUCCAGAAACAUUUGAUUCAUUUGUGAUAAUGGCUCCUUUAAUUCAUGUGCAUGGUCAAAGUAGGCCUACUCAUCAUGGUAAAAGUAGUAGUGAUCCAUUACAUGAUUUUAUCCACAAACUUAUCAUGGAAAUUUAUGAUGUGCAACAGGUUUGUCAUUAUUGUCAGGUACUGAAUGGUUACAAUCAAAUCUUGAAGAGAUACAUAAACCAUUUUUUAACAUUACAUGGAACAAACGAUCGUGUUUGUCAUAUGAGAGGAUCAAAAGAAUUGAUUUCACAAUCUCAAACUCCUGAAGAUCAAAAAUUCAUAAUCUUGUAUGCUAUGUUGCGAGAUCUUGGUAGCAGUAAGAAAGUUAUGAGAGAUAUGAUUGAUUGGUUUGUAAAAAGAGAUGUUGGUUAG